This is a messenger RNA of Scomber scombrus (Atlantic mackerel), 4173 nucleotides long. RefSeq names its product protein NLRC3-like. The record is from RefSeq and is a predicted model, not a curated record. Gene Ontology annotation, molecular function: protein binding. Lineage: Eukaryota; Metazoa; Chordata; Actinopteri; Scombriformes; Scombridae. The coding region runs from base 187 to 3465 and encodes 1092 amino acids. The transcript is spliced from 10 exons.
AGUCUCUUUCAUCAGGAGAGACCGGACUCAGUUAAACCCCAUUGUGUGUCAAUAAAGGACAACAGCUCCAUUGCUGAACCCCUUGCCUUUGAAGACAGUGAUCUCUCUAUAGACCAGAGUAUAUUUACUCAGAAUGGACCAGACUCUUCUGUACCCAGCUGUGUGUCUAUUAAAAGCUCCCACUCUAUGAUGCUACCUCAAUGCUUCAAUCAUGGGCAACUCUGUAUUGAACAAGGAGACCACCAGGAGGGGCCAGAGGUUGCCACUGGUCAAUCUGACAAGGAGCAUGAUGAAGCAGAUCUGGCCUCCGUAUUUAUGGUGCUAGAAGAGAACAUCAUCACUUUUGUGAGGACUGAGCUGAAGAAAUUCCAGCAAGUUCUAAAUCCAGAUUACACAAAAUCCUUAGAGGAACACAAAAGGGAUGGGGAAGUGGUCAAUGGUGAGGAGGAGGAACAGAGAAAAAGCAGCAGAGAAUCCCUUCUGAAGAUCACAUUGUACAUUUUGAGGGGAAUGAAGCAGGGGGAACUGGCUAACAUCCUGCAGAGCAGAUCUGCUGGAGUGUGCCAAAAUAAGCUCAAAGGUAACCUAAAAAAGAGGUUUGACUGUUUGUUUGAAGGAAUUGCUAAAGCAGGAAACCCAACACCUGUGAAUAAGAUCUACACAGAGCUCUACAUCACAGAGGGAGGAAGUGGAGAGGUCAACGAUGAACACGAGAUCAGACUGAUUGAAACAGCAUUCAGGAAAUCAUCAAGGCCAGAAACUAUGAUCAAAUGUGAAGACAUCUUCCAACCCUUACCUGGCAGAGAUCAUCAACCAAUCAGAACGGUGAUGACAAAGGGAGUGGCUGGCAUUGGGAAAACAGUCUUAACACAUAAGUUCACCUUGGACUGGGCUGAAGACAAAGCCAACCGCAACAUACAGUUCAUGUUUCCAUUCACUUUCAGAGAGCUGAAUCUGCAGAGUGGAAAAAGGUACAGCUUGGUGGAACUUCUUCAUGCCUUCUUUACUGACACCAAAGAUGCAGAAAUCUGCAACUUUGACAAGUUCAAGGUGGUGUUCAUCUUUGACGGUCUGGAUGAGUGUCAGCUUCCUCUUAACUUCCACAACAAUGAGAUCGUGACUGAUGUUACAGAGCCGACCACAGUAGAUGUCCUGCUGACCAACCUCAUCACUGGGAAACUGCUUCCUUCUGCUCACAUCUGGAUAACGACACGACCUGCAGCAGCCUAUCAGAUCCCUUCAGAGUGUGUUGACAUGGUGACAGAGGUGAGAGGGUUCACGGACACCCAAAAGAAAGAGUACUUCAGGAAGAGAUUCACUGAGGAAGAGCAGGCCAGCAGCAUCAUCUCCCACAUCAAGGCAUCACGGAGCCUUCACAUCAUGUGCCACAUCCCAGUCUUCUGCUGGAUCACCGCUUCAGUUCUGAAGGUUUUAAUGGGAUCACAAACCAUUAAAGGGUUGCCAAAGACCCUGACAGAGAUGUACAUCCACUUCCUGGUGGUUCAAUGCAAAGUUGGGAAUGUCAAGUACCGAGGAGGAGCUGAGACGGAUCCACUGUGGAACACAGAGACCUGCAACAUCAUCAUGUCUCUUGGAAAACUGGCUUUUGAACACCUGCAAAAAGGCAACUUGAUCUUCUAUGAGUCAGACCUGAUAGCGUGUGGCAUUGAUAUCAGAGCAGCCUCAGUGAACUCAGGAGUGUUCACACAGAUCUUUAAAGAGGAGUGUGGGCUGCACCAGGGCAAGGUGUUCUGCUUUGUCCAUCUGACCUUCCAGGAGUUUCUGGCUGCUCUUUAUGUUGUUCUGACUUUCGUCAACACUGGUGUCAAUCUAUUGUCAGAACCGGAGUCAACAUCCCGCUGGGUUUCACUGAAGAGGGACAAAUCUAAAGUAAAUCCCCUCUUCCAAAGUGCUGUGGACAAGGCCUUACAGAGUCCAAAUGGAAACCUGGAUUUAUUUCUCCGCUUCCUCCUGGGUCUUUCACUGAAGACCAAUCAGACACUUUUACAAGGACUGCUAAAACCACCACGAGGCAGCUUAGAGAACUAUCAGGAAACAGUCAAAUACAUCAAGAGGAAAAUCAGGAAAAAUCCCUCUCCAGAGAGAUGCAUCAACCUCUUUCACUGUCUGAAUGAGCUGAAUGAUAAUUCUCUUGUGGAGGAGAUCCAACAGUACGUGAGUUCAGGAAGUCUCUCCACAGACAAACUGUCUCCUGCUCAGUGGUCGGCUCUGGCCUUCAUCUUACUGUCAUCAGAAAAAGAUCUGGAUGUGUUUGACUUGAGUAAGUACUCUGCUUCAGAGGAAGGUCUCCUGAGGCUGAUGCCAGUGGUCAAAGCCUCAAGAAUAUCUCGGUUGAGUGACUGCAAGUUGUCAGAGAGAAGCUGUAAAGCCCUGGCCUGUGUUCUUAUGUCCAAGUCAACUCGUCUGAGAGAACUGGACCUCAGUAACAAUGACCUGCAGGAUUCUGGAGUUAAGCUGCUGACUUUUGGACUGGGGAGUCCACAGUGUAAACUGGAAACUCUAGGGUUACGUGGCUGUAACUUGUCAGAGACAAGCUGUGAAACUCUGGCCUCAGUUCUCAGCUCCCAGUCCUCCCACCUGAGAGAGCUGGAUCUAAGUGACAAUGAUCUGCAGGACUCAGGAAUGAAGCUGCUGUCUGCAGGACUAGAGAGCCCUCAGUGUAGACUGGAAAAUCUCAGGUUGUCAGGCUGUCAGGUCGCAGAGGAAGGCUGUGUGUCUCUGGACUCAGCUUUGAGCUCCAACCCCUCCCAUCUGAGAGAACUGGACUUGAGCUACAAUUAUCCAGGAUACUUGGGAGUGAUGCUGCUCUCUGCGAGACUUGACAGUCCACAGUGCAGACUGGACACGCUCUGUGUUGACUAUGGUGGAAGGCAUCGCUUGAAACCCUUCAUGUAUGCCUGUGAACUCAAUCUGGACCCGAACACAGCACACAGUCAGCUCUCUUUGUCAGAAGACAACAGAAAGGUGACAGAGAUGACAGAGGUACAGCCUUAUCUUGAUCAUCCAGACAGAUUUCACCACUGGAAGCAGGUUCUGUGUAGAGAAGGUCUGAGUAGCAGCUGCUACUGGGAGGUGAAGUGGAAAGGGUGGGUGAAUGUAGGAGUGACAUACAGAGGAAUCAAAAGGAAAGGAGACUCUAAUGAAUGUUGUCUUGGUGAGAACAGCAGGUCCUGGGGUCUCUUCUGUUCUGUUCAUGGUUACUCUGCCUGUCACAAUAAGAGAACAACAGGCAUACCGGCCCGCACCUCCUCAUCUGACUCUGGCAAAGUUGCAGUGUAUCUGGACUGGUCUGCUGGUACUCUGUCCUUCUACAGGGUAUCUGCUGGUGCACUGAUCCACCUCCACACCUUCCACUGCACAUUCACUGAACCUCUCUAUCCUGCGUUCAGAUUUAAGUUACAGUGUGCAUGUGAAUCGUCUGUGUCUCUGUGCAAGUUUGAGUAGGGAGAAUCCCCUCCAGUGGAAAGAGAGACCCACACCGAUGCUCAGAGACAGCUGCUGAAACACAGCACUUAAUAUACAGUAGGGACAUACACACAGACGCACACACCCACACUGGAAAAAACAGUGUCGCUGCCCGAAUCAGACUGAAUUUGUUUGAGUUUGUGUAUGCAAUAAUGUAACAUCCACAGCCAAAUGUUAGACUACUGCAAGAACUUUGAAAGUACUUACCUUCUGUCUAACCUGCACACAACCUGAGAACAUUACCCUGCGUGUUGCAUCUUUGAUGUAAAGACUUUUAUUUGUCCGUUAUGAGAAUGUUCUGUUUCCCUGACCUUGGGGAAAUACCUUUGACUUGUGUCACCUGUAUGAAAGUGGCUGUUUUGGCUGUAAGCCCUUUUGGCUUAAAGGCCUCUUCUGGUUUUGACAAGACUGUUUAAGACUAUGACUAUUAAAGUUCCAAAAUUGCUUCACAGUUUAAAUCAACAGAUCAAUUUAACCCUUUGAAACUGACCCAUCUCCACUUUUGCUCUCCCAGAUCAAAAAAAACAACUUUGUUGACUUUUGUAAAAGUGAAGAAGAAUCAACAAUUGGAUUGAUCAUUUUAAUCUAAGACUAUGCAUGUAAGCUUACUGAUUUUGCUUCAUACACUGUGUGUCUUAUGGUAAUGUGUUUUGUUAUCAUUGAGAGGGCCAUCGCUAAGCUGUUGAC